CUCACGGUCGCAACAAGAGGUGUCUGAGUUGUCUGUAGAGACGCUCCAUUUCCUCAGGGGUAAUGUAGCCGCUCGCAGGGGCGCGCUGGCUGACGUGCCCUCAACGGAAGCUGCCUCCAAUGCAGAAAACAAUCGUGCAUUUUUACCGCUGCUUGCGUGACAGAGCUCCGCACUUGAAGACCUGAUCCAUUGUGCUUACAGACGGCAUGGCGCCCAUGCCAUUGUGGGCCGCUUCGUAUGGAGAGCUACGUAAAGUAGACGAUAAGGUAUAUUGUAUAAAAAACAAUGUUGUUCUGUCUAGGAAGGCCUUCAUUCCAGAGUCAUCAUAGUUAUCAGUUUACUCUACCAAGAUGGCAGACUACAAAGACGACUCGAAAACAGUCACCCGCGUGUUAUCCUCGACUAUACACGAGCCAGCCGAUACACCUGAUGGUCGUGUCAAAGAAGGAGCGUGGAUUCGUUUCUUAACAUUUCUCCACUGGUACCCCAAGGACAUGCCGAGCGAGGAGAAAAAAUUGAUUCUCCGACUUGAUUUAAGCAUCCUUAUAUUCGGAUGCCUAUCUUUCUUUAUAAAGUACUUGGACCAGGCUUCCCUGACGAAUGCCUACGUAAGUGGCAUGAGAGAAGACCUCAACUUCAAAGGAAAUGACCUCAAUUACGUUACCGCUACCUUCUGGGCUUCCUACUGUACCUUUAUGAUUCCAGCCUGUUACUUCAUGACACACUAUCCUGCCAACUACGUGUUACCUGGAUUGGAAGUUGGCUGGGGCAUUUGCACGUUCGGCCUCGCUUGGUCACAGAAUUUGCAGAAUGUCUAUGCUAUGCGCUUCUUUACGGGUAUCUUCGAAUGCUGCUCAUUCACAGGAACCAUCUACGUUAUCGGAUCGUGGUACAAGCCAGGAGAAAUUGGCCGCAGAGUAUCUCUGUUCUUCAUUGCCUCUCCACUCGGCACCAUGUUUGCCGGCUAUCUUCAAGCAGCUGCUUACACUAACCUGCAUGGCGUCCACGGGCUUGCUGGUUGGAGAUGGCUGUUUAUCGUUGAUGCAAUCAUCACGAUCCCAAUCGCAACCAUAGGCUUUUUUGUAUUUCCAGAUGUCCCAUCCCGAAAGAAGCCAAGGUUUCUCACAACAGCAAACCAUGAUUUGGCUAGUAAGCGAUUGGAAGGUGUCACUGCACCUCCUCAACUUAAGCUUUCCAAAAGCAUCUUCAAACGAGUCCUCAGUCGUUGGCACUGGUAUCUUCUUGUCCUUCAAUGGACUCUCCUGGAUCAGAAUGUUGCCCCCGGAGGACAGCCAUUCUCUCUGUAUUUGAAAGCAUACCCAAAGAUUUACUCCAUCGUUCAAGUCAACACAUUACCUACAAUCACCACUGCCAUCAGCAUCGUCGCGGCCUUGACUGCUGGCAUAUUCGCCGACAAAACCGGGAAGUUCUGGCUUGCUAGUUCUGCAGCCACUUUGCCGGUGAUAGCUGGAAUAUCGCUCUUGGUCGCGUGGAAUGUUGGGGAGAAAGGUCGCCUAGCAGGAUUCUUCCUGACUGGUUUCCAAGGAGUCAUGUCUCCGAUGACCAUGAGUUGGGCCACAGUCAUCAUGGCUGGUGAUGCUGAGGAGCGUGCGGUCGUGACGGCCAGCAUGAACGCCAUAGGACAAGCCAUCGCUGCAGGUUCGCAGGUGGUUCAAUUCCCUGCUAGUAGGGCACCAAAUUUCCAUGCAGGUUCUAGUAGUGCAUUAGCUACGACGGUGGUACAGUUAGUUGUCAUCUUUCUCAUCUUGUUCUUGUGGAAUCGAGACAAGAAAAAGGCCAUUGGGUCUAGUGCUGACCAAGGCCAAGAACGUUGGAGUAUGAGACAGAUUGAAUAAUUCUUAAUGCAGGUUGUCGAGUGUAUGCUUACGAGAAUAAAUUUCCCAAUUCGAUGAGAAUGCGAUUGUCUAGU
Molecule: messenger RNA, 1930 nt
Organism: Aureobasidium pullulans EXF-150
Lineage: Eukaryota; Fungi; Ascomycota; Dothideomycetes; Dothideales; Saccotheciaceae
Product: putative allantoate permease
Exons: 5
Coding region: 351-1856 (501 amino acids)
Biological process (GO): transmembrane transport
Cellular component (GO): membrane
Molecular function (GO): transmembrane transporter activity
Source: RefSeq, a predicted model, not a curated record